Molecule: messenger RNA, 5132 nt
Organism: Cricetulus griseus (Chinese hamster)
Lineage: Eukaryota; Metazoa; Chordata; Mammalia; Rodentia; Cricetidae
Source: RefSeq, a predicted model, not a curated record
UCUUCCUUUGACUCAGUGGAGGACUGGGAGGGAGUCAGUCAGAGUUCAAGGAAGUUCAAAUUCUGCCUCCCUCAAACAUUCACCGUAUCUACUCACGUGUUUGUCCUUUCUGUAUCUUUAAGGCCUUCAAAGCUUGACCACAGAUAGAAUUGUCCUGUUCUCUCAAUGAUAUGUGACCCAUCAGGUCCCUAAAAGUGGCCAUCCGGGGCUCAGAAACUCCUCAGUCAUUCAGGGUCUCUGUCUGCAAAGGUCUGGACCUCUGGCUCUAUUCCCUGCCCAGCCACAAGCCUGCUGGCCUUUUUUGUCUCACCUACCCUGGCUUUUAGCAUCUCCACCUGCAGCCACCGUCGAUUGCUGAAGCAGUGGGCAGCAAGCAGCUGUGCUGCCCAUGGAAGCGCUGCGGCCUGGCUGAUGAAGUUGGUACACACACCAUGUCAUCAUGUGUCUCUAGCCAGCCCACCAGCGACCGGGUGGCCCCCCAGGAUGAGCUGGGAAGUCGGGGUGGCAGCCAGGAAAGCCAGAAGCCCUGCGAGGCCCUUCGAGGACUCUCAUCCUUAAGCAUCCACUUGGGCAUGGAAUCCUUCAUUGUGGUCACCGAGUGUGAGUCAGGCCAGGGUGUGGACCUCAGCCUGGCCCAGGACCAGCCUCUGGAGGCUGAUGACCAGGAACUGCCUCUUGAUGCCUCAGAAUCUGAGGCACAGCCUCUACUUUCUGGUCGCAAGAUGUCCCUGCAGGAGCGAUCCCAGGGUGGGCCAGCAUCUGGCAGCAGCCUGGACAUGAAUGGACGCUGCGUCUGCCCAUCCCUGUCCUACUCGCCAUCCAGCUCCCCACAGUCCUCCCCCCGGGUGCCUCGGCGGCCCACAGUGGAGUCGCACCAUGUCUCCAUCACAGGUUUGCAGGACUGUGUGCAGCUGAAUCAGUAUACGCUGAAGGAUGAAAUUGGAAAGGGCUCCUAUGGUGUGGUCAAGCUGGCCUACAACGAAAAUGACAACACUUACUACGCGAUGAAAGUGCUGUCCAAAAAGAAGCUGAUCCGACAGGCUGGUUUUCCACGUCGCCCCCCACCCAGAGGGACUCGCCCAGCUCCAGGGGGCUGCAUCCAGCCCAGGGGCCCCAUCGAGCAGGUGUACCAGGAAAUUGCCAUCCUCAAGAAGCUGGACCACCCCAAUGUGGUGAAGCUGGUGGAGGUCCUGGAUGACCCCAAUGAGGACCAUUUGUAUAUGGUGUUUGAAUUGGUCAACCAAGGGCCUGUGAUGGAAGUGCCCACCCUGAAGCCACUAUCUGAAGACCAGGCCCGAUUCUACUUCCAGGAUCUGAUCAAAGGCAUUGAGUAUUUACACUACCAGAAGAUCAUCCACCGGGACAUCAAACCUUCCAACCUCCUGGUGGGAGAAGAUGGGCACAUUAAGAUAGCCGACUUUGGUGUGAGCAAUGAGUUCAAGGGCAGCGAUGCCUUGCUCUCUAACACUGUGGGCACACCUGCCUUCAUGGCACCUGAGUCGCUCUCAGAGACCCGCAAGAUCUUCUCUGGGAAGGCCUUGGAUGUUUGGGCCAUGGGUGUGACACUGUACUGCUUUGUCUUUGGCCAGUGCCCUUUCAUGGAUGAGCGAAUCAUGUGUUUGCACAGUAAAAUCAAGAGCCAGGCCUUGGAGUUUCCAGACCAGCCUGAUAUAGCCGAAGACUUGAAAGAUCUGAUCACCCGAAUGCUGGACAAGAACCCAGAGUCCAGGAUUGUGGUGCCGGAAAUCAAGCUGCAUCCUUGGGUCACGAGGCACGGGGCCGAGCCAUUGCCAUCGGAGGACGAGAACUGCACACUGGUCGAGGUGACCGAAGAGGAGGUCGAGAACUCAGUCAAACACAUUCCCAGCCUGGCGACUGUGAUUCUAGUGAAGACCAUGAUUCGGAAACGCUCUUUUGGGAACCCGUUUGAGGGCAGCCGGCGGGAGGAACGUUCCUUGUCAGCACCCGGGAACCUGCUUAUCAAAAAGCCAACCAGGGAAUGGGAGCCCUUGUCUGAGCCCAAGGAAACAAGGCAGCGAAGACAGCCUCCGGGGCCCCGAGCCAGCCCCCGUGGGGGAGGAGGAAGUGCUCUUGUGAAAGGUGGUCCCUUCGUGGAAAGUUGGGGAGCUCCGGCCCCCGGCUCCCCACCACUCAUGCCUCCACUGCAGCCUGAGGAGGCGAUGGAGCCGGAAUAACUGCCUGGACCACCCGACCUCGCAUGCCUGGCUGUGUGGCCCUGCACGGGGCUGCUGCACCCUGCCCUGCGUUUCCAUAGCAGCAUGUCCUACGGAAACCAAGCACGUGUGUGGAGCCUUGAUGGUCAUCUCUGGUUAUCUGGGGUUUUGUUUGUUGUUUUUGGUGUGUGUGUAUGUGGUUUUUCUUUUUUUCCUUUGUUGUCUAAGGGGACAAAGAAAAAAAAAAAGGACUUGACUCCAUGACGUCGACUUUGGCUGCUGGCUGGCCGGACCGGUGGGUGUGAGGAGUUGCAAACCCAGACCAACAUGCAUUUUGGGACAAUUGCUUUUGAAAACAUUUUUAUGCCAAAAACAAAAAACAACAACAACAAAAAAACCCAACAAACAAAACACCUUCAUUGUGAAUUCAGAAUUGUGUCAGGUGUACCAAGUGAGUGUGUGUGGAGAGUCAAAUGGGCGAACUGCUGGCUGGGGUUACACUUGAGAGGGAGUGGAAGGCUCAGUACGACCCAUAUAAACCUGAAGCCGGGGCACCUUCCAGAACCGUGGAAGAACAGGGCUAGCCCUCAGUGGCUGCAGGGAACUUGGAUGUAAUUUAUUUGUAAUGAGGACUUUUUAAGUGUUUUUUUUUUUUUUUUUUUUUUUUAAUGGGUGAAUUUUUUGUCAGGAAAACUAAAAGGGCUUGCAGUUGAAAUGCUUGAGGGGCGUUUAGCCACUCGGGAAGGGCAUUCAGCAGCUGUAGUGGCAAAGGUUUGUCUGGAGAAUGGAACGCACUUCUUCCUGUUAGCUGUGGGUUUCUGAGACUGCAUCAGCUAAGCAGUUCUCCUUGUAAAUUGGCAAAAACUUCAGGGUGAAAGCCUCCAUAUGAUUUCAUGUACAUUACGCGGCUGAAGACUCAACAGAUGUGCCCAAGUCCCUCGCUAGCCUGGAUUCUGAAGAAAUUCAGAAGUUACAUACUGGAGCUUCCAGGAGCUGUGUCUCAGCUUCCAUCCUGCAAUUGUGCGGUGGGGCCUGAGCGCUGACGAAACCUGUGCCUGUAUAUUAGCAGCUUUGCUUGUUUGUUACCUGUGCAUUCUAGAGACGGUAAGGCUUCUUUCCUCUUAAGUACUGUCUGGUUGAUGUCGUCAGUGAAACAUCACUUUCCUGUGGGGGGCACCGUCACUCAGUUUAGGCACAAAUGGCGAUCCUUAGGAUUGAGGCUUCAGAGUGAACUACACAGUGACAUCAGGGUGCCAUUGUAGACAUUCCUCAGGGCAAAGGACCUUUUUACUUUAUUUUGUUUUUUGUAGCCAGGGGCCUAGAGAGCAAAUGUGGACCUUUUUGACUCCCAGCCAAUACUGGAAGUUUGGUAGAGGUUUAGGUGUGAGUGUCAAGGGCCAUAGAGGAAAGCAUGAAAUUUAAGGGGCUUCCAGACUCUGUUUCCAGUGCUUUGGAGUGAUCUGUAAUGACUGUCUUGUCAGUAUUGGGACUCAGAAGACUGUUUCCUGCUAGUCUCUGUCUGGUGAGCCUCUGUGCAGGGUCUUCCUGCAGAGGCAGGAAUGAGGCCCAUUCCCCUCUGCCUGGCCAUAUGCAGUCUAGAUGUUCCUGGCUUCCAUAGGCUCUUAAGCUCUUGACUGUAGUUUUGCCAGACUUUUCUUGCUGUCACAUAGCUAAUUAGGAUUAGGGCAAAGACUCUAAUGUGUGAGGGGGUCCUCUCACCUGCUUGCAUUGUCUUUGUGACAGAGGACUUCCUGUCACUGUCCUUCUUUUAAGUUUAAGGAGAAAUAACCCAGUAGUUCUAGCCCUUCUGGCCACAGAUGUGGUUCGGCUUGUUUGCAAUAAGCACCUUGAGGUAGGUAAAGCUAACAGGUCCUGAGGCUCAGUCCCAGUCUGUCUGUCUGUCUGGACUCGGCUUGGCCCAGAAGCCCACCUGAGGAGGGCAGGCAUUGUGCAGAGCUCUGCAGAACUCUUGUGUUUACACAACCCUACUGGGCAAUGCCCUUUAUCCCUGCCCCAGAAAUUUCCAUCCAAGAUGUCUGAGGUAGAUUGCCAGCUAUCAGGCAGCAUCCAGGGUUGAGAGGUCCACGUGAGUAACUUUCUUCUUAAACAAUGAAACACCAAAGAAAGCUGUGGAAAGGAGUGACCCCCCUCUCUCCCAUCCUGCCCAGCUGCCAUGGAAAGUUUAAGUGGUCUGGCCAUGACUAGAGCAUUAGAGCACAACACUGUUUUCCAAAGCCAGAAUCGUUGUCAGCAAGGUACCUCGGCAUCUUUUCUGUGUGGGCAGAUAGGAUGCCCAUAGUUCCUUCUGUGCUGGUUCACCCAUGAUUAAUGGACAGGCAAACUUGGUCUGCACCUACGGCCUUGAAGAAAGCACAAGUCCACCCCCUUUUUUCUGUCUUUUCUGCCUCCCCCAUACAUUUCACAGGCUACCAAUGGCCCCCAGACACCUUACAGAGCCCCUUGUCACUUUGGGCUACAGAGGUCACCUCCCUACUGGUCUGGCCUUUCCAUGGCACAGAGCUCUUGUCCAGGGACUGUCCUAGAAUUAGGGGAACGUCUGUACAAGUUAGACACUGGGUUAGGCCCGUAGCCCUUGCCUUCUUCCUGAGGGUGUACUUUACAUUACAUUACCAAUGCAGAACCAGAGCCUCCAUUUGCUCCCAAGGUGCUAGGGAAGAGUGCUGGUUCCCUCUUCUCCAGCCUCAUGGGCCGAGCUUCGUGGAACUUUGGACUUUUCUAUUUGGUGACCAAUGCCCUCUGCUUCUGUUUUAUUGCCCCUGAUCUUCUCUACUAUGCAUUUUCCUUUUACCAGGUGUACAGAGUUAAAUACUGUGUAUUUAUCACUUACAAGUACAUGAACUGAAGAGAAAAGAUAAGCUUGCGGUUGUUUUCCCACAGGUGAUUAAGCUUCUCUGUAAACUUGAAAUAAACUGACAGCAAAAUGGUGCAAAGCCCGGA